Hemibagrus wyckioides is the source of this 2739-nucleotide messenger RNA. RefSeq names its product protein interacting with prkca 1 (gene pick1). Bases 215 to 1417 code for a protein of 400 amino acids. Gene Ontology annotation, biological process: receptor clustering; regulation of Arp2/3 complex-mediated actin nucleation; dendritic spine maintenance. NCBI's taxonomy places the organism in Eukaryota, Metazoa, Chordata, Actinopteri, Siluriformes, Bagridae. Gene Ontology annotation, cellular component: neuron projection; synaptic vesicle; postsynaptic early endosome. The transcript is spliced from 13 exons. The record is from RefSeq and is a predicted model, not a curated record. Gene Ontology annotation, molecular function: protein domain specific binding; phospholipid binding; protein kinase C binding.
GAAUCGCCGGAAGUGACGCAUUGGCAGGUACACGUCAGAGAGAGAGAUGGAACAGCUGGAAGCGUUUCUAAUCUCAGUUUUUAUUGUAAUUUAAAGUGACCGCGUUUUGUGAUCAUGCGUUAAAAAAGACAGUUCACCGUCACUUUGUGUUCAGAAGCGUUUAUACGGUUUGUGACACAGUCCUGCUGCAGCUCUCUACAGCUUCACACACACCAUGGACUACGAGCUAGAAGAAGAUAAGCUUGGGAUUCCCACAGUUCCAGGGACAGUGACACUGAAGAAGGAUGCUCAGAACCUGAUAGGAAUCAGUAUAGGGGGUGGGGCUCAGUACUGCCCCUGUCUCUACAUUGUACAGGUGUUUGAUAACACUCCAGCAGCACUGGACGGGACGCUAGCAGCAGGUGAUGAGAUCACUGGAGUGAAUGGAAAACCAGUGAAGGGCAAGACCAAAGUGGAGGUGGCCAAGAUGAUCCAGGCUGUACAGGGUGAAGCAGUGAUACACUAUAAUAAACUGCAGGCUGACCCCAAACAGGGCAAAUCCCUAGAUAUCGUCUUGAAGAAGGUUAAGCACCGUUUGGUGGAGAACAUGAGCUCAGGAACAGCAGAUGCACUUGGACUGAGUAGAGCCAUCCUCUGUAACGAUGGACUUGUAAAGAAACUGGAGGAACUGGAGAAAACUGCAGAGCUGUACAAAGGGUUGAUGGAACACAGUAAGCGGUUACUCAGAGCGUUCUUCGAGCUCUCACAGACACACAGAGUGUUUGGGGACGUUUUCUCGGUGAUUGGUGUUCGGGAGCCACAGGCUGCAGCCAGUGAGGCCUUUGUGAAAUUUGCAGAAGCUCACCGUAACAUUGAGAAGUACGGCAUUCAGCUGCUUAAAACCAUCAAACCUAUGCUGCAUGAUUUGAACACAUACCUUCACAAAGCAAUUCCAGACACCAAACUGACCAUCCGCAAAUACCUGGACGUGAAGUUUGAGUACCUGUCAUACUGUCUGAAGGUGAAGGAGAUGGAUGAUGAGGAGUACAGCUGCAUUGCACUGGGAGAGCCACUGUACCGUGUUAGCACAGGGAAUUACGAGUAUCGUCUGGUUCUGCGUUGUCGACAGGAGGCUCGCUCUCGUUUUGCUAAAAUGCGUAAAGACGUUCUGGAGAAGAUCGAGCUGCUUGACCAGAAACAUGUUCAGGACAUUGUGUUCCAGCUGCAGCGGUUCGUCUCGGGGAUGUCACGUUACUAUGAUGAGUGUUACGCUGUGCUGAAAGAAGCUGAUGUCUUCCCCAUCGAGGUGGACCUCUCACGCACCACCCUCAACUACACCGGCCCAAACUAUGAGGAUGAGGAUGGAGAGGAAGAGCGAGAGGAGGAGAAGAGUGAACAGACUGAGAACGGAGCGGAGAAACUGAUCGAUGAUGAAUGAGUGAUCCUGAUGCAGAACGAGUGUAAAGUGUGUGUGUGUGUGUGUGUGUGUGUGUAUUGUUUCUGUUAUUGUCACACAUUCCUGCUGUUUGUGUAGAGAGGUAAUGAGCAAUCCUUCAUCAAUAACACUAAACAUUAAUCCCCAAAUCAGUCGGGACAUGACCUAAAUCCAUGUUGAAGCCCUUCAUUACUCACUUACUCAGUCACUCUGUCCUGCUGUAAUACACCACCGUCUCUCACAGCCUUCAUCACUCGGUCACUCAGUCACUCUGUCCUGCUGUAAUACACCACCGUCUCUCACAGCCUUCAUCACUCGGUCACUCAGUCACUCUGUCCUGCUGUAAUACACCACCGUCUCUCUCAGGUUAUUUCUUAUGCAGUUUCAGCUGCAUCAGUACCAUUGUUUUUUUCUUGGUUGCUAAUCUGUGCUGCUACUUAUCCCACCUCAUGCUGAGUUCUCUGUUAAAGCAUGGGCAUUAAAAUGAGAGUGUAGUGUAUGAGAGUAGCACCUUAAUGAUGAGAGGAACAGGAAGUGUGUGUCUGUGUUCAGAGAAAUGAAGUGCUCUCAGAAGUGUCCGCGUCUCCACACACCUCAUGUUCAUUUUACUGACCACACUGUUGGCAUUGCUCUGUGUGCUGAGGUCAGACUUCCUCACACUCCUCCGAUGUGGCUAUACCUCGACCCCUAGAGAGAGUGAUUUGGGACGUAGCCGAACUCACACUGCAGAAUUUGAAGUUUACUCUUUGCACUAAAAAGUUAUCAGUUGUGUUAAUGUGAGUAACUGAGGCGUGUGUAUCUGUGUUUAUUUUUAAGUAGGUUUGAAUGAAGAUGCGUUAAAUCCAUACGUUCAUCUCAGUCCUGCUGAUGGAAAUACAGUCCUAAAUAUCAGCCUGUUCUAGUUGAGAUGAUGUUAAAUAUGUUGUGUAUAUAUUAACCCAGAUGAGUAGCCCUUCUCUCCCAGUGACACAUGAGGAAGAGUUGAUUCUGUGCUGUUUGACCUGGACGUUAUGUCCAUUUACAGAUUUAGGACACUGGGUUAUCUAUUUCAAAACAUUUAUCCAAACAAAUAUUAAAGGCUUAAUUCAUCUUUGUGUGUGAAAAAUAAUCCGUUUUGUUUUCUUUUUUCACUCCUGUCCUGAUCCAUGUGACCUACAUGCUUUUACUUAUCUUUUUUUUCUUUAUCUUUAAAUCUUUUUCUGGACCUGAAUGUUGCAGGUGGUGAGAUGUUGCUGAAGUGGAAAAAACUACUGAUUUACUACUGAUUUAUAAAAACACUAAUGUGUAAGAAAUAAAAAAUAUUUAUGGCAAAUUGUGUCUUUGUG